This is a messenger RNA of Scleropages formosus (Asian bonytongue), 3831 nucleotides long. RefSeq names its product pleckstrin homology domain containing, family G (with RhoGef domain) member 6 (gene plekhg6). NCBI's taxonomy places the organism in Eukaryota, Metazoa, Chordata, Actinopteri, Osteoglossiformes, Osteoglossidae. Gene Ontology annotation, cellular component: axon; plasma membrane; endocytic vesicle. Bases 46 to 3279 code for a protein of 1077 amino acids. The transcript has 15 exons. Gene Ontology annotation, molecular function: guanyl-nucleotide exchange factor activity. The record is from RefSeq and is a predicted model, not a curated record. Gene Ontology annotation, biological process: Rho protein signal transduction; endothelial cell migration.
UGGAAAAAACCUUCAACAGAUAAUGAACAUGACACUCUGAACAAGAUGGACCUGUCAAAGCUCAGCCCCUCUCCGAAACCACCGAGCCCAGGCCUGAAGGGAGGCGAUGAGGAGCAGCAGGAUGAAGUGGACGCAAGCGCUUCAAGGCCCAGCGAGGAAGCCAGGGAUGUGGAGAUGGAGAAACAGAGAGAAAUGGGCUCUGCUGGAGAUGGACACUUUUCAGGCGCAGUGCCGCACCAGAAGGGGGCAGUAGACAAACACAGGUUUAACACAGUGGGCUAUCAGAAAAGACAUAAGCAAAAACUGGUGUCAGACUUUGCCACUUUCCGAAAGGGAAACGCCAAACCUCGAGCAGCUCUCAAACAGGCCUUAUUUUACCAAGGAGUGUCUGACAAAUCCACAAGUGCGGAGGAGCAGGUUCAGUUGGAGUCCUUGAGAGAAACGCUGGACUCUUUUCCUCUGCGGGUUCUCCCAGACUGGAGGAAUGGAGGGGGAAUCUGUGAGGUCUCUGGUCUGCCCCUGGAGGACAGCUGGACAGUCAUUGUCCACUCUCACCUGACGAUGGACAAGACUGAAAGACACCAGCAGGAGGCCCUCUGGGAGAUGAUCUACACUGAACUGAGUUACAUCUACAAGCUGACCAUCGUAACUCAUCUGGUGAUGGGGGCCCUUACCCACCUGCACAGGCAUGGAUUUUUACGGGAGGUGACCCAUGAACUCAUCUUUUCUAACUUGCCCUCGGUGCUGAACGCUCACUGCCGCUUCUGGCAGGAGGUGAUGUUUCCGAUGUUGGAGGAGGUCCGGCGGACAGGUGCACCCUUCGACCCAAUCCGGCUGGAGGAAGGGUGCAUGCAGUUUCGAGAGCGCUUCUCUGCCUAUUUGCAGUAUUGCUGGGAGGAAGAGAGAAUCGUGGAAUUUGCUCGAAGACUAAUGGACAACAACCCUCAGUUUCGCGCCUACAUUACCUGGGUGGAGGCUCACCCAAGUUGUGGACGGAUGCGUCUUGGGGACAUUCAGGCCAAGCCCCACCAGAGGAUCACCAAGUAUCCACUGCUGCUUGCAGCUGUGCUCAAGGCCACCCAAGGCCACAAGUCGCAGUACGCCGUUCGCAAAAUGUUAAACAGCGUCAACGGCUUUCUGGAUAGCAUCAAUGAACACCUGAAACUUAAGGAUGAAGAGUUGGAGCUCUCGGAUAUCGCUCAGAAGAUUGAAGGCUAUGAGGUGGUGGAAGGCAUCAGUGAGGAAAUCGAUAAGCACAUUCGAAACUUCUGCCGCUUUGAUUUGACGAGCCCCAUUCAGGGUGCAGGCCCAAGGGUCAUACGCAGACUGCUAUUGGAGGAAACCCUUAGGAUCAGAGACAGGCGAGAAAGCAAGUGGGAAGCAGUUGUUCUCCUCUUCUCUGAUGUUCUGCUGCUGGCGAAAGCACAGAGGAAGUCGGAGAAGCUAAAAGUAAUUCGCCCCCCUAUGGCCUUGGAGAGACUUGAAUGUGUUGCCCUAAAGGAUGACUGCUCCUUUAUGCUAGUGGAGAUUGGAGAACUUGGCUGUCCUGUGAGUGUCUACGUGAUCACAGCUCCAAGCCCUGAUAGUCGGUCCCAGUGGGUCAGCAGCAUAAAAGCCGCCCAGGUAUCUCUGGCAACCAUGAGGAAGAAGGAAAGAACCCAGGGACUGGGAUCUUUUUUUCAGUCAGACACACAACUGGUGACACAAGCAAAUCCUCCCUCGGAGGAAACUUUAAGCAUGCUAAAUAACAACAUGGAGGACCCAAGGUACUCAGCAGAAAUCAGACAUAUCCUUUCUUCUAAUGACCAGGAGAGAAAUAGUGCUAGCCUGUCAGAUGACGAGAAAUCACCGUUGCAAGAAAUGGAAGGGAAAGACCAAUAUCAGAGCCCACAAGAAAAGUGGGAUUUUAGAUUUUUCAGCAAAAGUUUUAUGUUCAGUCAAUCAGCGCCUGAGGAUUUUGCAUCAAUAAGGGGAUCUGCCAAAAGACUUGGGUUCAACUAUUUGGAAAUGUCAGAAUUGGAGAGUAAAGAGGACAGUGAGAGCAUCCAAAAGGAACUUCAUGAAAUUAUUUUUCAUGGUUUCAAUGAGAGAAGGGUUACCUGGAAUAACUCCACAAACGGAUCCCCAGAAGUCAGCAAACAAAUUAAACAAAAGACAAGCUCAUCUAGAAAGCAUUCAGAUUAUAACAAUUCAUUGACAGCUGACGCAGAAUCGGAUCUAGAGUCUUUAUCCAGUCAGUCAGAACCCAGAGAUCUUCUUUGUGGCAAAAACCAUAGUUUAAAAAACCGGACAUCUUGGGAAGAAUCCAAAAGGGAUUCAUGCAUAAGCCAGUCAGAAGAAGAUGAUUUACUGGCAGACACAUGGAGAUUUUCCCGCAAGCUGAAAUCACCCCGGUUAAGAAGAAGGCGCCCCUUAGGAACACAGCAGAGCCCUCCACUUCAAACUCACAACAAGACCUCCUUGCUCUUGGAUGCAAAUAUAUCACUGCCAAAGUCCUCAUCAGAUUCCAAUUUAGAUGGCAACCAAAUGCUAGUGUGGGGCCUUGAUUCAUCUGAACAGGGUUCAAACACUGAGGAUGCGGACACUCUGGAGUCCAUCAGUAAGAACCAAGUGACCUUGUGGAGUUCACCACCUCAGGGAAACUCUCCUGUGACACAAGCAAUUCCUGUUGCACAGCUACCAAAUAGAAAAGCUGGACAAAACUCACAAAAAAAACCCAGACUCAAGUCACAGACAAGUUUUUCUGAUCCAGACACUGAGCCUCAGGGAGGCCAAGGUCCUGGCAUGAUUCCAGCCUGGUUGGACAGCAGUAUUUCCUUCUAUUCUCAUACAAAGUUGGCCUCAACGUUACAAGCUUCCUCCUUGGAAGACAUCUUGAAGCGAGCCACGGCGCGAAAAAGAGACAGGCAAAGACCAGCAGAAAAAUUUGAAUGGAGGAAAUGUGGAGUUUUGGACUCUAUUCCUUUCACCUCUCAAACCACCUUGUCAUCAUUAUACCCCAGUGAAGGAAAAAAAGAGGAAAUCUUGGAAAUUUCACAGAAAGGGCAGGACAUGAAUGGAGAAGCAAAAAAAGAAGAUGACUCUAAUGGAGAACUAAUAUACAGCUUCUUCUAUGGAGACGGGGCAAGUGUUGACUGGACAGGCUGGUGCUUUGACGACGAUGAGGUCAUGCAUCGCUUGGACCCAGAGGAAAAUGGAGUGUCGGUGGACCAGAGUGAAAUACCAACCUCAGUACAAGUUGGCAAGCUCCAGGAAGACCAGCAGUCCUCUGAGGUGUAGCAUCAAAUGAAAAUGUUGAACCUACAGGUCUGCUUUUAACGGAACUGGGAGUUUGUCUUGCGCUUUUUGAAGGGGCCUGGAGAAGGACAUACAGAAGAAUGACACCUUGUGACAAACAGUGUUUUGUACAAACCAGUAUCUUAUUUUGCUGCAGAAAAUUUCACAUAAAAUGUGAUUGCAAAGUCUUGGAAAUUUUCCUUGUUUACAGAAAACCCUGGAUUCAGUCUUGUCAGUGUAUAUGACACAAAAGCCACACAGUUUACUUCAGUUACAAAUGUUAAGAGAUGGGCACACUGUCCGGUGUAUGUUUACUCCUGGAUGGGCUCAAUAUGUACCACUUUUUACAGGCCUGGGUAGCACUGUAGUAAAUGAACUUGUAUUAAGCAUUUUUCUCGUCAGUAUAGAGUUUAGACCAGCUAGAACUCUGUUAUUAAAUGUGUGUGUAUGUAACCGCUGUAUGCACUGGGGUGCUGUAAAUAAAUGCCCUAUGUAUUUGGUCUGAAUAAUUUAUAGAUGAAGAGCAAUGCUUAUUAAAUCCAUUUUUUUUAGAAA